AUGUCUCACAGACGUGGAGACUACUCUAACCUAGAGAAACCCGGAUUUCUAUGGGUCCAUUUUGGAUCAGGGAGCAGUCCGGUAAGUUCCUUGAAAAAGAGGCCAAAUUUAACGAGUCAAAGAACGAGGAAAGAAAGCGCUUUGGCUUCAAAGGAACAGAACACACCAAGAGGAAAAUUUUCCAAAACUGAAAAGAAUAUCGUUUUAAAACAUGAUGCUACUCAUUCCACACGUCAAAGAUUGUCGUUGAUUGAGAAGGAUAAAAGAAAAGUUAAUGCUCAGAUUGAUAAAGAUCAUGCAAAAACAGAUGAUUCACUAAGUCAAAAUACACCACAAACGAAUCCUGCCUUACAAGUAAGUUCUAAAAUUUUAACAAACAAGCAUCUUGGUAAGAAAACAACAGUUGACAAGGAUUUUCAGAAGAAGCUAGUUGGUAAAAAUGAUAAAAAAGAAGUUAUCCAAAAACCUAAGGCAUCUACGCAAAAGCAAAUUAAGGAACUGCCUGAAAGCGAAACUAUUAAAAAAUUGCCAAAAUUCUGUCCCGAAAAACAUUUGAAAAAAACUUCAAAUGCACAGGAAAAAAAACUUGAGGGUAAAAAGUUGGAUAGUAAAAUUCCUUGCUCAAAUACAUCAAAAAAGAAUAUAGUUGAUUUGAAAAAAACUGAAACCAAAACAGACAGUACCACAAUUGCUGUUGAGCCUCAGAGUCUUGCUCCAGCAAGCAAAAUAAACGGGGCUGGGUCUGAAAAUUUUUCAUCAAGGAAUAACAAUCCUGAACGAAAAGAAAGCAAAUCUCAGAAACAAAAUGAACAUCAAGAAAUUGAUGACUUAAAAAAGGAACUUAAUGAUUUGGGUGAUGACCAGUCAAAGAGACCGAGUCACAGGUUAUGCGAAACAGCAAAAUCAUCCUCACUCGAUGAAGGAGACGUGCGGCUCGUCAUCGAGCGAAAGCGAGAUCCGGAAAUCAGCAUUAAAAUCAGCGUGAAGGAUCGCAACAAAAAGAAAGCACAGAAAAAAGAAUCAUUUACCACAGACAUAAGUUCAACCCAGGGAGAAAGCGAUUACUCAUUGAUGAAAGAUUCUGGAUACAUAAGCACAUCGGAAUCAGUUCAUAACCAUCGAAGAUCGAUCAUGAUAGAUCUUGGUCACACAACAGCUAAAAUAAACGCCGGCAUGAGAAAUAUGACUGAAACGUCUUUAGAAUCCUUGAACUUCACUGAGGAAGACAAUGCCAAGGAUGCUCUCACAAACUCCAAUGUUGUUUUGCCGCUCGUCAGUACCGACUCAAACCAACAGAAAGAAGAAAAGAAAAACGAAAAUUCUCCAAGAGUAAACGCACCCAGCAAGCUGCCAAUCUUGAAUUCUCAACGCCAAAGAUCGAAUUCUAUGAUUCUAAUGGAAUAUCACCGAUCACCGAGGCGAAACUCGUUGAAUACGUAUGAACCAAUGAGCGAAACUGAACUGUCUAAGUCAACACACAGCCCAAAAUCAGCAAGAAAUGCCGUCCAGAUUAGCAGGAGCAUGAUUCCCAGGCAGAUUGGAGGAAACGUAGCUGCAAAACGGAGAAAGUCCAACAUUCCCAUUUAUCGAACACACUCUGACAGCAACUUACACAAAGAAAAAAUAUCGCCACGGCUAACUGGUCUGUCAAGCAGUACACCUUCUAUUCACGACGAACUGGAGAGAAAAAUGAUUUAUUCUGAAAGGAAAAUGGACAUAUUACGAGAACAGUCUUCAUCAACGGAAACUAGACCAGAUAUUGAAGAACAGUACAGAAAUGUAGAUACUUUGAAGCUGCCUUCUAUUUGUCUCACCAAACCAGACGAAAAAGCAACGAAACUGCAAGUUGGUGGUUCACAGUUCCCAGAAAUAGCAAUGACAUCAAAAGAAGCUUCGCCUCGAAAAGACACUGUGCCAUCCAGAGCAAGCAGUAUUUUGUCUUACGAAAGCAUGGAUCUGAAACUACCCAUUCUGCAACAGCCAAUUAGAUGCAAGUGCAGUAUAGAACCACAUAAAUACUGGGAUGCUCGUAGAUCCAAAUCUGCAAUUGACUGUGUAGCCAAUUUGCAUUUUCUAAGUGAAGAAGAAUUAGCACAGUUUGAUACUAGGCUGCUGGCUUUAAGUGGACGUUCAAGUUACAGUGGAGGACACAGGAAAAGGUUGUCCAAGAAACCGAUUGGGUACAAAGCGCUGAGAACGCAAACUCUCAAACGGUUAAGUACCGGUAAAUUGAAUCGGAAAUCACAGCAGGCAGUGACAUUUCAUGUGGACCAUAACAAAGAGCGAAAUACAUUUCAGUUGCCAACGGAAAAGUUGCAGCAAAAUAAGAAAUGGCAAGUUGUGUUCACCAUUGGGAAAUCGGGGAAAGAAAAUAAAAAAACAGAAGUUGAUGACAAUAAAUAAAUAGUACUGAUUUUUUCCACAUGGCAGAAUAUAUUUGAAUUUUUAAUCAAACAUGAAGUCGGUUGUUUCAAACAUUAUGGACAAAAGAGGUCAAUAUCUUUCUUAAUAUGGCAGUUAUAUUACACAUAAUAUGAUAUGAAUUAAAGGUAUAAAAAGCUGAUGACAUUAGAAAAAUAUGUUGCAGACAACUAUUAGAAAGAUAAUUAUAUGAGUUAUUUUACAGCAUUUGGCUGUGAAACGUCCCAUGAAUACUAAAUCUGGAAAAAAUUAAAAUAUUUUCACCAAAAAUACAGAUAAUCAAGUUUUCUAUCAUUUACAAUUCUCUUUUUUUAAUGACAAAAUAAAUAUUUUGAGAUUUAGUAUUAUGUAUGGGACAUUUCACAGCAAAAUACUAUAGAAUGACCCAUUAUAUUUAAAAUAGGGUAACAAACAUACUUAAAAAAGCUUUUUUUUAAAUUACAAAAAAUUGCAUUGAUUUACGUGGUUCAAAAGUCAGAAUCAACUCAAAAUUGAAGAUAACUGUUUUCUUAGUCCAAUAUAAAAUUUAUAUUUGACAAUUUUACUGUCAGUUUUUUAAACAAUGAUUAGAACAAGUUUAAUGACUUCAUUUUUUCUGGAUAAUACUGGAAACUUCCAACCUAAAUCCAUACUUCCCAAAGAUCUUCCGCAUCACAGUUAAUUAUACCUGAACAAUGAUUCAUUUAUUUCGCACUGACAUUUCAAAAAGAACAAAAUUAAAAAAAAAAAAAAAAGAAAAAAUCUCAGACAAUUACAUUGAAGUCACAUUUCAAAAGAUUGUUGGAAUUAGGGACACUGACAGCGGUAUUCUGAUGAUGGGACAGUCUACAACUGGGACACACUUGAAAAAAAUGAGGUCUUGAGAUCUGGAGGAAAAUAUUAGAUGCUUUUAUUAAUACAACAAAAGGUUGAACAAGGAAACACAUGUAUGUAAACAUGUGCCAACCUUUAAGCAUAUCAAUGUACAUUUUCAUAUACAAAUAAGGUUUCUGCAAUUGAAUUUUGAAGAAGAAAAAUUCAAACCAUGAAGGAUGUAAUUUGAAAAAUGAGAAAAAAUUUAAGAGAGAAUUUUACAAAUAAAGCAAUUUAAAUGAGGGAAAACAAAAUGUUGCAUCUGUGGUAUAAAAUUUUAUGUAUUGUCAACAUAUGUUUGUUACGUUAUGUAUGUAAAAAUAAAACAUAUUUUUCUAUUUAUUUGUGUCUUACAUAAUCAGAUCACUGCAUUAGCACAUAUUAUCAAAGUUUCCAAUAUUUCUCAGUAAGACACUGCAACAGGCUCUACAUGUGUUACAUAAUAAUUGCAAGUACAAUCAACUCUUGGUAACUCAAAGACCAAAGGGACCGGCUAAAACAUUUGAGUUAUUGGUAUUUCCAGCUAUGGGAAGUUUUCAUAACAGUCUCAAGAGUUUGGGACUCGAUGGAAACUUAGAGAUAAAGGAAUAUUCAAGGAAUAUUUUUCUCGAUGUUUAUAAGCAUUGAGAUUCGACUGUAUAUGAACUAUGAAAAAUAUAUAGCACAAGUCUUAUGAAUAAAGAGACCACUGUCUAGGUGAACUAUACAUUUGAACAAAAAAAAACCUC
Molecule: messenger RNA, 4001 nt
Organism: Uloborus diversus
Lineage: Eukaryota; Metazoa; Arthropoda; Arachnida; Araneae; Uloboridae
Exons: 5
Coding region: 1-2403 (800 amino acids)
Source: RefSeq, a predicted model, not a curated record